CCGGGCCCGCCCCGCGGCGCAUUAUGGGAUCUGUCAGCCCCACUGGAGCCGGACGCAGCCCUAGGUCAUGGGAAUCCAACCGAGCCCGGUCCUGCUAGCCUCUCUGGGGGUGGGGCUGCUGACUCUGUUCGGACUGGCUGUGGGUACCUAUCUGGUUCGAAGAUCCCGCCGGCCGAAGGUCACUCUCCAGGACCCGGAUGAGAAGUACCUGCUACGAUUGCUGGAUAAGACGACUGUGAGCCACAACACCAGGAGGUUCCGCUUUGCCCUGCCCACCGCCCACCACAUUCUGGGACUGCCUGUGGGCAAGCAUGUCUACCUCUCUGCCCGAAUUGAUGGAAGUCUAGUCAUCAGGCCUUACACUCCUGUCACCAGUGAUGAAGACCAAGGCUAUGUGGAUCUUGUCAUCAAAGUUUAUCUGAAAGGUGUGCACCCCAAAUUUCCCGAAGGAGGGAAGAUGUCUCAGUACCUGGACAGCCUGAAGAUUGGGGAUGUGGUGGAGUUCCGAGGGCCGAGUGGGCUGCUCAGUUAUGCUGGGAAAGGGAAUUUUAACAUUCAGCCCAACAAAAAAUCUCCACCGGAACUGCGAGUGGCAAAGAAAUUGGGAAUGAUUGCUGGUGGGACAGGAAUCACCCCAAUGCUGCAGCUGGUCCGGGCCAUCCUGAAAGUCCCCGAAGAUCCAACUCAGUGCUUUCUGCUCUUUGCCAACCAGACUGAAAAAGACAUCAUCCUACGGGAGGACCUAGAGGAACUGCAGGCCCAACAUCCUAACCGGUUUAAGCUCUGGUUCACUCUGGACCAUCCUCCAGAAGGUUGGACCUAUAGCAAGGGCUUUGUGACUGCUGACAUGAUCCAGCAGCACCUGCCCGCUCCAGCAGAGGAUGUGCUGCUGCUGCUCUGUGGGCCACCUCCUAUGGUACAGCUGGCCUGCCAUCCUAACCUAGACAAGCUGGGCUACUCACAAAAGAUGCGAUUCACCUACUGAGCGUCUCCAAGCCUCCCUGAUCCCAUGUGUGCAUUUGUCCCUAGUCAGUUCUUGACUACCAUGAGGCCUCAUGCCUGGGCUAAGAGCAUCAGCCUUUGGCAUCUCAUCCUGGAUCCUGGAUGCUUGCAUAAACGACAGUCCUCUAGCUAUGGGAGAGGCAGGUCAGGCUGAGUCACUCCCUGGAAGCCUCCCUUACCCUAAUCUCCAUGUGAUAAAAGGUUCAGAUGCAGCUCACAAGGAGCAGUCUCUUCUGUAGGGCCAGAAAAAAGGGAGUUAUAUCCAUUUGUCAUAAUUCUGGCUAGUUCCUGAGAACAUCAUGGGCUCACCUUCUUUGUGUCUGUAACGAGAGGAAUGGGAAAUGUACAUUGCACUCAAUGUUCAGCAUUUCACCCACUACUUACGUGAGUACAGGUUGAGUGGGGCCUAUAGAUAUAGUCCUACAGAAACUGAAUUAUUUCCCAGAAUUCUAAACCUCAGAGAAAGGAGUCUGACUACGUAUUUGCAUGUGUGUCUCUCAGCCCCUGCCCAGGUUAGCACGAAAAGUGUACCCACAACUUAAGACUGCUGCUUGUACAAGGGGUCUCUGGCUGUUCGAAAUAAAUGGAGCUGAGGCCCUGAUGAUCUCAAGGA
Onychomys torridus (southern grasshopper mouse) is the source of this 1615-nucleotide messenger RNA. RefSeq names its product NADH-cytochrome b5 reductase 1. The transcript has 9 exons. Gene Ontology annotation, cellular component: mitochondrion. Gene Ontology annotation, molecular function: oxidoreductase activity; FAD binding. NCBI's taxonomy places the organism in Eukaryota, Metazoa, Chordata, Mammalia, Rodentia, Cricetidae. The record is from RefSeq and is a predicted model, not a curated record. The coding region runs from base 68 to 985 and encodes 305 amino acids.